CGCUCGCUUCCCACAUCCACUUGGCGUCUGCCAGAGUUGUGAAACUCUGCUACCAAUGAUUUCGAUGGAGUCUGCUGGAAUGGCACUCGUCUUCAUGUCCGUUGGGUUCUUGUUCUGUGGGAUGUACUUCCUCGUCCUUUCCGCCUUUGAUUUCGCGCGAAGCACUCCACUGAAUGCCCUCCCCACGGUUCAAGUCAUCGUCGAAGAUACGCACUACAAGUAUCUCAUUCUCUUACUCAUUCCUACGACGUCGUAUUUCGUCAUUGCGAAUUGGGUUGGAUGGCAGUACUUUCGCAACGCGUGAUAGGCACCGGCAUACUGGCCAGAGUGGAUAUUUUGGGUUCGACGGCACUUGAAUUAAGAGAGCCUGGGCUUGGCUUGGGACGGAGGAGGGAGGCGUGCGUUUCCCUCGCGCGCCUGACUGGCGGGAAUUCGCCUUAGACAACAUCCAUCGUACAGCUCAAGACAAGGCAGAAUCGUAUGGGCGAACCUAAG
Cantharellus anzutake is the source of this 495-nucleotide messenger RNA. RefSeq lists its product as uncharacterized. The transcript is spliced from 3 exons. The record is from RefSeq and is a predicted model, not a curated record. Lineage: Eukaryota; Fungi; Basidiomycota; Agaricomycetes; Cantharellales; Hydnaceae. Bases 56 to 304 code for a protein of 82 amino acids.